ACGGUGACGCGGGUGACGGUGACGCACAGCACGUGUCGCAUGGCGGUGGCCGUGCGCGUGGUCCUCCCCAGCUGCUGAACCGGCGCCAGCAGCGCCGCGGGGUCGGCGGCCGCGGCGAACGCCGAGAAGCUGAAGUGGUCGAAGACGAGGUGGGAGAACUGGGACAGCGCGAACUGGGGACACGGGGACACGCGUGGGACGGCGGCGCGAGAGCACAGUGUCUCCUCACCCGUCACCGAACUGGGCGACGCUGUGGCCGAAAGCGGCGCCGGCGUCACCGGCGAACGUUGUCACCGACUCCACGUCCACGCCGGUGCCACCGCAGCGCCAUGGCGGUGCCGGGGUGGCUGGCGCGGUGGCCGCGGCUGGCGGGCGCGGGGCGGCUGGCGUGGCCGCGGGCGCCGCGGCGCGGGGCCGGGCACAACCGCUGGUCCAAGGUGAGGAACGUCAAGGGCCCGCGCGACGCCGAGCGCAGCCGGACCUUCCAGCGCCUGGCGCUGCUGCUGCGCUCCGCGGCACGCGAGGGCGGCCCAGACCCGGCGCUCAACCCCCAGUUGGCCAACGUGGUGGAGCAAUGUCGCGCCAACAACAUGCCCAAGGCGUCCAUCGCGGCCGCCAUCCAGAGCGCGGAGCGGCCGUCGCCGGACACGCGGCUGCUGUGCGAGGCCCGAGGCCCCGGCGGCGCCGCCAUCCUGCUGGAGAUCGUCACCGACAACCCGCGGCGCAGCCAGCGCGACGUCCGCCUGCUGCUCGCCCAGCACGGGUGGGUCCCGGGGGUGGACCCAGGCGUCCGGGGUGGACCCAGGCGUCCGGCGCUGAGGGCGUGUCCUCCCGCGCACAGGGGGGCGCUGUGGGAGGCGCCGCGCGGCGGGUUCGAGGAGCGGGGCGUGGUGCGGGUGGCGCCCAGCGACGGCCAGGGGCGCCCGCUCGGCCUGGAGGGGGCGCUGGAGACCGCGCUGGAUGUCGGAGCCACUGACGUGGAGGAGGAUGAUGAGGGGGAGGGGCUCAAGUUCCUGUGCCCGCCGGGGGCGCUGUGCGCCGUGGCGCGCGCCCUGGAGGCCGCGGGGCUGCGCCCCCUGGAGGCCGCGGUGGAGUUUGUGCCGCGGGCGCGCGCGGCGCUGCCGGGGCCGGCCGGGGAGCGCGCGCGGCGCCUCCUGCAGGCGCUGGCCGGCCGCCCCGACGUCGCCCGCUGCUACCACAACAUCCAAUGGGAGGAGCCGCCGCCGCCGCAAUAAACACCGCCCCGUCCCGCACCAA
This is a messenger RNA of Columba livia (rock pigeon), 1257 nucleotides long. Its product is annotated as translational activator of cytochrome c oxidase 1. NCBI's taxonomy places the organism in Eukaryota, Metazoa, Chordata, Aves, Columbiformes, Columbidae. Gene Ontology annotation, cellular component: mitochondrion. Bases 330 to 1235 code for a protein of 301 amino acids. The transcript is spliced from 7 exons. The record is from RefSeq and is a predicted model, not a curated record.